AUGAUGGAUAAUCCAAGUUAUGGAUCCGCACACAUGUCCUCGCCAGCGCUGGUAGUUUUCUCGCAAGCCACGAAUGGAUUAAGCGACGCACUGAGAAUACAGCGACCAUUUCACUCUCAGCUUCCCGACGCCAAGGAAUUGCACCACCUCUCACUCAUGAGCGGCUACGGUGCCCACCUCCUGCACGGCUUCCAGCCACACUUCCUGCAUCCUCUCAAUCCGGCCGUCUCGACCGCCAGCGGUAGUAGCCCAUUCGGUGGCGGCGGGGCAUUUGUGAAGCCGUUCCCGUCCAACCUGCCCCUGCCUUCGGCCUUCGCCCCACCGAAGUGUUUGGGCUUCGGCAUCGAUCAAAACAUUUUCUCGAAGGGACUUCUGUUCGGGUCGUCCGGGUCGGGUUCCGAAUCCUUCCGGACGGACUCGUCCAGUCCGGCCUGUACCUCGCUGUCCCCGCCCGCCAAGGACGAGUCGCUCGAGGGCCAGACGAGCGAGGAAGGCGACCGCGACCGCGACCGUAUCUGCAGCCCCGAGCGCAGCCCGGAAACGCCCGGAUUCCGACGUAUCGGCCCGCCGAAGAAAUCGUUCGUCGGGACGCCACCACCGAACGCGUGCCCCAUCUGUGGCGUUCAGCUCUCACCAAGUGACCUGGAGACCCACUUCUCAGCCGAACUGACGCGGCUCACCAAGAUGACGACCCACGCGGAGCGGCUCGAGCUCCGGCGGACGCUCAGUGUCGAUCUGCACACCGUGCAGAACAACCUGCAGGGCCGAACGAGCCGUUGGGAGACGUUCAAGAACAUCCGAAACAAGCGCCAGGAUCGGCUGCGCGGGAAGCUGCGGAAGCGGAAGUUCGACGGCGAGGACGGCUUCGGGCUGCAGCUGACGAACAUUAACUGCCAGUCGUGCCCGGUGUGCCACGGGCGAUUGCAGCGGACGCAGGAGGAAAUUGCGCAACACAUCGAGGAAUGCGUCAGAAAGCACCAACACCAGCACCAACAGGCGCAACAACAACAGCAACAGCAGCAGCAGCAGCAAACGCCACCCUCAUUGCAUCCCGCCCAUCCACACCACCCGCACCAUCACCCACACCACCCACAGCACCACCACCACCAGCAGCAACAGCAGCAAACGUCCCAGCAGACACCGGUGACGCCGGCAAGUCAGCAGUCUUCGCCCCAGGACGAGGAUGAAACGGUCGACGUGGAGAGCUACGGUGACGAAACGUCCAACGGUGCGAUCAAUAUGUCCUCGAACGUGAUCCACCACACGAGCGCGACGGCCACCGGAAACGGUAUGCUCCACACUCCCGGCCACAACAACAACAACAACAACAUCAUCAAGCCGGACAACAGCGUGCCCCUGACGAAGCUCCCACCGAUGGAGGAGAGCGCGAUCAGUUCGCUCAGUUCGAUCGUGCCACACUGGGACCGUGGCAAGCCACGUCUCAACCUGCCGUUGAACUGCAAACAGGGCGCACUGAUGGACGAACCACGUCCCUGGACGACGGUGGUGAAACCGAGGCUGAUGACGGGACCGUUCGAGAGCGCCACGCAGGGAUCCGGAGCGGGUGGAGCGACCGCUCCGACUGAUCACUCCAUCACGCGAGUCACUCCGACCAGCAGCGAUCAGCGGAUCGAUGUCGACUACGACCAGGAGCACGACCACAGCCAGGACAUGAUCACCGACAACGACGAGGAGGUGAUCGUGGACAACACCGACGACGAGGAGUGCAUGAAACCGGUGCGGCCGCAUCGACCGACCGCCCAGCACCUCAACGGUCACCCGGCGAUGCCCUCGGCGAUGAACGGUGUGCCGACACCGGCGAACGACAGCAGCAGCAAGAACAGCACGGAGGAGGCCACCUCAUCCGUAGAGAUCGACUCGGCCACCGACUCGAUGUCGGCGUCGCGGACCGCCGGCACCACGCCCAACUCGGACUCGUACGUCAGCACCUCGGAGUCGGCGGAGCCGUCCUCGAAGGCGCAGGUCCUCGAAGAGCUUAAGGCCCGGAUACGGGAGCUGGAGGGUUCGCCGCACUACAAGUGUUUCAUAUGUAAGGAAAAAUGUAAAACAUUGAUCAUAUCGAAGAUCUGCGGACAUUAUCUUUGCGAAGAGUGUUGGAUCACAGAAUCGGAAUCGUCCAAAUCUUGCCCACGGUGCAAGAUCAUCACAGCGAAUUCGGAUUUUAGGAAAAUUCAUGCUUAACCUGCGCGCUAGUAGAACAGUUUUAUUUAUUAGAUGACGUAUUAGUGUAUUUAUUACCCGGUGGUACCCACCUCCGCCCCGCCAAGCCGCACGAACUAUCGAACGACUUUGAACGCUUAUUGUUUUAUACACAAAAGCCCAACCAAAACUGAAGCAACAAAGAACG
Molecule: messenger RNA, 2368 nt
Organism: Anopheles coustani
Lineage: Eukaryota; Metazoa; Arthropoda; Insecta; Diptera; Culicidae
Gene: tey
Exons: 9
Coding region: 1-2202 (733 amino acids)
Biological process (GO): protein ubiquitination
Molecular function (GO): ubiquitin protein ligase activity
Source: RefSeq, a predicted model, not a curated record